AUGAUCCGACCUGUGGUAUCAGUAUUUGGUGUUGGUGAGGAUAAGCGUGUGGGAUCCGUUGUCAUGCCCAAGACAUUCAGCUCUCCUCUUCGGUUAGAUUUAGUGAAGUACAUCUAUACUUGCAUGUCCAAGAACAAGCGGCAGCCAUAUGCUAUUUCAAAUCUAUCAGGAUAUCAAACAUCAGCCGUUUCCUGGGGUACCGGCAGAGCCGUAUCUCGUGUACCUAGAGUUCAUGGUGGGGGCACACACCGAGCUGGACAAGCUGCUAAUGCAAAUUUUUGUCGAGGAGGUGGUAUGUAUGCCCCAACCAAAGUCUGGAGGAGGUGGCACAGAAAGAUCAACCUGAAGGAGAAGAGGUUAGCUGUAGCGGCCUCUGUAGCUUCCACUGCCAUUGUACCUUUGGUCUUGGCUAGGGGACAUAGGAUUGAACAGGUGUUAGAGUUACCUUUGGUUCUGGAUGAUGCAAUAGAGCAAAUGGAAAAAACUAAAGAUGCCAAGAAAGCGUUGGAAGCCAUUGGCCUGAGCCCGGAAUUAGAGCGGGUAGUCAAGGCUGCAACUAAGACUAAAGCUGGGAGGGGGAAGACUAGGGGGAGAGGGAAGAGAAAUCCAAUUGGACCGCUAAUCAUUUUGAGUAACAAACAUUGUCCUGCAAGAAAAGCCUUUAGGAAUUUACCUGGCGUUGAGAUUACUACUGUAGAUAGACUGAAUCUACUCAAAUUGGCCCCCGGUGGUACUUUUGGUCGAUUGUGUGUCUGGAGUAAAUCGGCGUUUACCCAACUAGACUCAAGUCUUAAGAUGAUUGUGUCUAAUAAGAUUGGAGAUAGCAGUGCUUCCAUUUUGAAAAAUGUAGAUGUUGAGACUAUUAUAAAUUCAACUCCUGUGCAAUCAGUGUUAUUGCCUCCAAAGAAGGGAACGCCAAAGACAACGGUCAAAAAACCAACCAGCAUAAAAGUAAUCAAGUUUGUGAGGUCAAAACUUGCCAAGACAGAUACUAAACAUGCUAAAAUAUCUAAGUCUGUGCUAUCUGAGAGGAAGAAUAACAAGGCUCGUUCUAAGAAAUAUAUAAAGAAUAUUUAUGAUGCCCUCGAGUGUAAGCGCAAGGAGCUAGAUGAUAUUGCACUGAAGGAGAAGCAGGAACAUUUGGAAAUUCUUCAGAAACAGCAAGAAAUUGCCGAAUAA
Molecule: messenger RNA, 1179 nt
Organism: Babesia microti strain RI
Lineage: Eukaryota; Apicomplexa; Aconoidasida; Piroplasmida; Babesiidae
Product: large subunit ribosomal protein L4e
Exons: 1
Coding region: 1-1179 (392 amino acids)
Biological process (GO): translation
Cellular component (GO): ribosome; cytosolic large ribosomal subunit
Molecular function (GO): structural constituent of ribosome; RNA binding
Source: RefSeq, a predicted model, not a curated record